AUGGGUGCCACUUCUUCAAAACUAAUAGAAAAUUUAUUAGAAGAUACCAACUUUGAUAGGGAUGAAAUCGAAAGGCUAAGAAAGAGAUUUAUGAAACUAGAUAGUGACAGUUCUGGCUCAAUCGAUAAGAGUGAGUUUAUGAGUAUUCCUGGUGUGUCAUCGAACCCAUUAGCAGCCAGAAUUAUGGAAGUAUUUGAUUCGGACAACAGCGGUGAUAUUGAUUUCCAAGAAUUUAUCACAGGUUUAUCUAUAUUUAGUGGACGUGGUAGUAAAGAUGAAAAGCUUAGAUUUGCAUUUAAAAUAUAUGACAUAGAUAAGGAUGGAUAUAUAUCUAAUGGUGAGUUAUUUAUAGUGCUAAAAAUAAUGGUUGGUAAUAAUUUAGAUGAUGAACAAUUGCAACAAGUUGUCGAUAGAACUAUUAUGGAAAAUGAUCUUGAUGGUGAUAACCAUUUAAGUUUUGAAGAAUUUAAAAGUGCAAUUGAAACCACUGAAGUUGCCAAAAGUUUAACGUUAUCUUACGGUGUAUAG
Molecule: messenger RNA, 528 nt
Organism: Tetrapisispora phaffii CBS 4417
Lineage: Eukaryota; Fungi; Ascomycota; Saccharomycetes; Saccharomycetales; Saccharomycetaceae
Gene: CNB1
Product: calcineurin regulatory subunit B
Exons: 1
Coding region: 1-528 (175 amino acids)
Molecular function (GO): calcium-dependent protein serine/threonine phosphatase regulator activity; calcium ion binding
Source: RefSeq, a predicted model, not a curated record